Messenger RNA from Rubroshorea leprosula, 1374 nucleotides. The record is from the annotation of a GenBank genome assembly. Lineage: Eukaryota; Viridiplantae; Streptophyta; Magnoliopsida; Malvales; Dipterocarpaceae.
AAGAGGAAAGUCUGGAUUUGUUUGCCGCGUUUUCUCCUCAUUUGAUGCUUCAUUACAUUCAUCAGAAAACGGGAGCAUCAAUUUCCGAUACUGGGAUCAGAUGGCCGACGGCAAGACUCCAUUACAUUACGUACGGCUGAAGAAGGAUCAAGAAGAUAUCACCCCUGGAGAACUCAAUCAACCCGUUCAAGAUGGAGUUCGAGGCAAAGACGGUGUUGGUGCCAAGAUGGAUUCCAUGGAUUUGGAGAGAGAGAAGGGUAUCACCAUCCAGUCUGCAGCCACUUAUUGCACCUGGAAUGGUUACCAGGUCUGUUGUGUUCUUCCUGCUGGAUUGUUGAUGAAGUCUGCUGGGAUUAACAUAAUUGACACUCCUGGUCAUGUUGAUUUCACCAUUGAAGUUGAGAGGGCUUUUCGAAUCCUUGAUGGUGCUAUUCUUGUCCUCUGUAGUGUUGGGGGUGUUCAAAGUCAGUCCAUCACUGUUGAUCGGCAAAUGAGAAGAUACGAGGUUUCAGGACUUGCAUUUAUUAACAAACUUGAUCGAAUGGGAGCAGACCCAUGGAAAGUUCUGAACCAGGCAAGGUCUAAGCUUCGGCAUCACAGUGCUGCUGUGCAAGUUCCUAUUGGGUUGGAAGAAGAUUUCCAGGGCGUUGUUGACCUUGUGAAGUUAAAAGCGUAUUAUUUUCAUGGUUCCAAUGGUUCUGUUCCAAAAUCUCUGGGGGAAAAAGUUGUAACUGCUGAAAUACCAGCCAACAUGGAGGCCCUGGUUUCAGAAAAGAGGCAUGAACUAAUAGAAAUAGUUUCCGAGGAAGCAAUUCACAGGGCAACUGUAGCACGAAAGUUUAUACCUGUAUUCAUGGGCAGUGCAUUCAAAAACAAGGGUGUACAACCAGUACUCAAUGGUGUCCUCAGUUACUUGCCUUGUCCAGUUGAAGUCAGCAACUAUGCUCUUGAUCAAACAAAAGAUGAAGAGAAGGUUAUGUUGUCUGGGAGCCCAGAUGGACCUCUUGUGGCAUUAGCUUUUAAGUUGGAGGAAGGGCGGUUUGGUCAGUUGACAUACCUAAGAAUCUAUGAGGGUGUGAUUCGAAAGGGUGAUUUCAUUGUGAACGUAAACACUGGCAAGAAAAUUAAGGUGAGUUAAAGGCAACUAAAGGCUAAGCACUUUAUUAAUGCAAGGGUCCUAAAUUAUGCUUGGCCCAACUUCUUAUUUUCUUAAUGCUAUACCUUUCUGGCAGGUGCCUCUGUUGGUUCGGAUGCAUUCAGAUGAGAUGGAGAUUAGAUGUUACUUUCAAUUACUAUUUUUAGUUACGAAAAUUGUUGGACCUUUCAAUUUUCUAAAACAUAUUUCAAGUACUUAAAUACAGUCCCAUGUCUUAU